UGACAGGGGCUAGGAAUGCAAGACAUGCUUGGAAGUUUUCAUCUCAGUAUAAAAGCUCUAGUUGUGUAUAACCUCUAUAGAACACGCGGAAGGCUGGAUUCAUAUUAUUGCUGCAACAGAGAACUUUGUGGCAAUACAAUGCUGUGCCUUCAGCUCCAGAGCAAUACUGCAUCCUGGAAACCCUUCAUGCAGCCUCUGUGGCCAAUAUCUGAGGAUGUCUUCUCUACAAUGGAGCAGGACAUGAUUAGGACGGUGAAAGAGAUAAAAGCUAAUAUCAGAAGGGUAGAUCAGUUCCACCAACAGCUGAUGCAGGAGAUGAAUAUUGGCGAGAAUAAGGUUCUACCAAUGAUGACAAGCAGUGACAUCAAGUCUACAGAAGCUGGAUUUGUGCUUAGUCUGGGGGUUCAGGACUUUUGUCCCCAAGAGUUGACUGUCAAGGUUCUGGGCCGGAAGUUACUGGUGACUGCAGCCAAGGAGACGAAGAACCAGGAUGGUAAAGGUUCAUACUCCUACAAAUGUCAGAUCUUCAGGAAGGAAACAGAUCUUCCUCAAGAAGUAAAGGCAGAGGACAUCACCUGCACAUUGACCACGGAAGGUCAGCUACGGAUAGAAGCCCCCUGGAGAAGUAUACCAGCUGUGGAGGAAAGGACUAUCCCCAUCCAGUUAACAGCUCCACAAGGGAAAGACCAAAAGGACAAUGUUAAUGAAUCGAAAGACGCCAAAGAGUAAAUGUCUACAUCUGAUU
Molecule: messenger RNA, 745 nt
Organism: Rana temporaria (common frog)
Lineage: Eukaryota; Metazoa; Chordata; Amphibia; Anura; Ranidae
Product: heat shock protein beta-11-like
Exons: 1
Coding region: 16-729 (237 amino acids)
Biological process (GO): response to heat; protein refolding
Molecular function (GO): protein folding chaperone
Source: RefSeq, a predicted model, not a curated record